CGUGACGUCAAGCGACUGGAGUCGGGAAGAAAAAAGGGUUGUCUUGUGAUGGUGGGGCGGGUCAACAGUAUUGGGUCUACACAGCUAGCCGUCGCCUAUUCAAUGUAUUACUGAAAAGUGAGAGGGAUAAAAGUGGAGGGGUUGAAACAAAAAUAUGGCGAAUGUCGAAGGAGAUGAAAUUCGUCCGGCGUCCCCGUCGCUGGUUGCACCGUCGUCUCGAAACGGAUCCGGUAUUGGUUCAGCUGCAGUCAGUCCUGAAGGCCAAACGGCGACCACGAUUACGUCGGGUCCACGGAUGGUACGAAUUGUCAAGUCGGAUUCGGGCUAUGGAUUCAACGUUCGGGGACAAGUUAGUGAAGGAGGGCAACUACGGAGCAUUAACGGGGAAUUGUAUGCCCCUCUUCAACACGUCAGUGCUGUUUUACCGGGAGGGGCAGCAGACAGAGCUGGCAUCGUCAAGGGAGACCGGAUUCUGGAAGUGAACGGCGUCAGCGUGGAGGGGGCCACGCACAAGCAGGUGGUGGACCUGAUCCGGGCCGGGGAGCGGGAGCUGGUGCUGGCCGUGCUGUCGGUCCCGCCCCUGGAGGCGGACGGGCUGGACCAGGGGGACGAGGUCGGCGGCCAGCCCUGCUACGACUACAGCGACAAGCAGGCCGUGCCCAUCUCCGUGCCAACGUACAAGCACGUGGAGCAGAACGGCGAGAAGUUCGUGGUGUACAACGUGUACAUGGCCGGACGGCAGCUGUGCUCGAAGCGCUACCGGGAGUUUGCCAUCCUCAACCAGAACCUGAAGAGGGAGUUCGGCAGCUUCAGCUUCCCCAAAAUCCCCGGGAAGUGGCCCUUCUCCCUGUCCGAGCAGCAGCUGGACGCCCGUAGGAGGGGUCUGGAGGAGUACCUGGAGAAAGUGUGCUCAGUACGGGUGAUUGGGGAGAGUGACAUCAUGCAGGAGUUCUUGUCUGAAUCGGAUGAAAACUUCAAUGGCGUGUCGGACGUGGAGCUGCGCGUGGCUCUGCCAGACAAGACCACCGUGUCUGUGAGGCUGCGCAAGAACAGCACCACUGACCAGGUGUACCAGGCAGUAGUAAUGAAGGUGGGGAUGGACAGCAUCACGGCCAGUUACUUCGCCCUCUUUGAGGUCAUCAACCACUCCUUCAUGCGCAAGCUGGCCCCCAACGAGUUCCCGCACAAGCUGUACGUGCAGAACUACACCUCGGCCGGCCCGGGCACCUGCCUCACACUGCGCAAGUGGCUCUUCACCAUCGAGGAGGAGGUCCUGCUCAGCGACAACGAGCUGGCCAUACACUACUGCUUCCACCAGGCCCAGGACGACGUGAAGAGGGGAUCCAUCAAAGCGGAGGACAAGUCUUACCAGCUGCAGAAGCUGGCCGAGCAGAGCAAGACGAUUAUGUACCUGAGCAUGCUGCGCUCGUGCGAGGGCUACAACGAGAUCGUCUUCCCGCACUGCGCGUGCGACUCGCGCCGCAAGGGCCACGUGGUCGCCGCCAUCAGCAUCCGCCACUUCAAACUGCACGCCUGCACCGAGGAAGGGACCAUGGAGAACCAGGUGAUCGUGUUCGAGUGGGGCGAGAUGCAGCGCUGGGACACGGACGAGGAGGGCAUGGCCUUCUGCUUCGAAUACGCGCGGGGCGAGAAGAAGCCGCGCUGGGUCAAGAUCUUCACUCCAUACUUCAAUUACAUGCAGGAGUGUUUCGAGAGGGUCUUCUGCGAGCUCAAGUGGAGGAAAGAGGUGGAAGAGGAGGCUACAGACAAGGACAACAAGAACUGCGGUAAAGAUGAGUACCUUCCGUCCGUCGAGCCACAGAAGGGAUGGCGACACGUGGGGAGCGAGAUCGCCACCUAGGCGCGGAACGCCGACCCGACGCAACGUAAACGCAAACGCAACGUAAACGCAACGCAGCCGCAACGCAACAGUCACCAUCCACAAACCGCCAGCCCCCGGAGGAGAUCGCAGAAGCGGGAGAGAGAGAGAGAGAGAGAGAGAGAGAGAGAGAGAGAAAGAAAAUAAACGAUCCGGGAUCGCGAAACCCCAAGAAACCCCUCGCUCGCCUGCGGAGGAACCAGAAACCACGAGGGACGUACGCAUCAUCACAAAUUUUUUUUUUUAAAAACAAAUUAAUAUUCAUUAGAACCAUAAUGUCACUUCGCUUCGAGGGGCUGGACUCAACGUUGUGAUGUUUUUUUUUUUUUUUUGUGUGCGCAUUGUGAUUGGUCGAGGAAACGAAGCAUCCCACGAUACCGUUUGGUCAGUAAAUAGAAUUUAGACGGUGGCUUAGAGGAGACGGACAUCUGCAGUGUGAUUGGUCGAGGGGGAAACCCGGCCUCUGACGCGAUUGGUCCAGACCGUUGUGAAUAUGUACCUCUUAAACUUUGGGACCUGUUCGGCGUAGGGAAGUAGCGAAGGUUAAAGAGAAGGGAGAGAGAAGAAGAAGCGGAAGAAAGAAAGAAGAGAAGAAAUCCCGUAUUCCCAACGAAAAAGGACAGUAUGGAGGGAUGACAAUUCAGAAAUGAAGGCAGGGAGGGGGGGAUGGAGGGAGGGAGGGAGGGAGGCUGGAAACUACUUCUGAAAUUAUAAAGGAAAGAAGUAGAACUAAUAUUUGUUGAAUAAAAACUAACAGCGUUAAAAAAAUUAAAAAAAACUAGUGCUGGUCGAAGCUGGUGAGCCAUUUCCACUACUCUGUUUGCAAUGGAUGCGCUUUCGCUGAACUAACACGCAGGGAAAAUGUAGUUCCUCACCGACCGACAUUUUUACUUUUGGUAAAAUGCAUUCCCUCUAAGUAUUUAUGGAGGCAAUUUAGCUAAAUUAUGUUGCUGUAAAAAAAAAAAAAAAAAAAAAGAGAUAAGUGACAGUGUAAAUUAUGCGGGGUAGGGUGGCCUGUGGGAAGACCUGUGCUAGGCCGAGAAAAAAAAAACGGGUGAACGAACCGUCGAGAGGGAGAAGGAGAAGUGUGUUUUUCGCCGUCUAACAUAAAAAUAUCAGAGAAGAAGAGUUACGGAAGGGAUAACAUGAGAGGGGCUCCUGGAGCUGUAGUACCUACGGUAGCCACCAGGGGGCGAGCUGCGCUUGGUCAAUGCGUUGAGCUUUGAAAGGGAAGUCUUUCCCGCCUGAAUCCCUGAGGUUCCUCCUCCUGGUGUGUGUGCGUCUCGCGAACAGUGUUCUGUGUUCAGUGUGUCUGCCUACACGGGAGGUUUGUGUGUGUGUGUGUGUGUGUGUGUGUGUGUGAGCGCUUUCUGAUUCAGCAUUCGGUGUCAGGACUCUCGUGUGUCGUUUGUUUUUUUUUAGUGAUUAAUUACAGAAGGAGGCUGCAGCCAGCUUGUGUAGAGCUCCGUUGGGGUUCCCCCGGACAGACUUGUCGGGGCAGUGGACGGGAAUCGAUCGUUUCGGGGGGGGGGGUGUCCUGUCCCUGGCGGCAAUCCAACGGGCGGACAGCCGAGGAGAAGGGAGGGAAGGAGGGAGGGAAGACGUAUGGAGGAGGAGUGGCUGCCAAUACUGAGAGAGAGACAGAGAGAGGGAUUGAGGGCUUGUUCCGAUCGCUUGUUUUCACUCCUUUCCUCGUUGCUUAGCGCCACCUGACGGAGGACGCAGGGAAAGGAAGCGGGGAAAAGGAAACGAGGACGGAGGAAUCGAGGAAACGUGUGUCAGGCACACGGAACAUCUUUAUUCAGCCGAGCGCCAGUCUGAAGCCACGCCUGUUGCAGACGCGGCAGGUGGGGAGAGGUGGAUCCACAGGUGGAUCGUUUAUACGCCACGCGUUCAGGGGAGACCUCUGCAGAGGACGCGCUUGUGCAUCCUCGCCGAAGCAUCCUCGGAGACUCCUCCAGGGAACAUCUUUAAAGAUGGUGGCCCUCGAUCGACUCCAGGGUCACGCGAGGGCCGAGGAGAUGAGGACGGAUAAAAGGAGUGAUUGGAGAGAGAGAGAGAGAGAGAGGGUGAGUGGGUCAGAGAGAGAGAGAGAGGGUGAGCGAGAGAGUGAGAGGGUGAGCGAGUCAGAGACAGAGACAGAUGGGAGGGAUCUGAUUUGUUUGGUGCAGAUAUCGUUUCCCCAUCGGUAGGCCCAAAUCCACGCCAUUUCUACGCCCCCCUGGUGCUUUUAACAGCCCUGCUGGCCCCGCUGUGGGGCUGGUGAAUGGGGCUAACGGGCUCCCCCCCAGGUCCUCGGGCCCCCAGGACCAGGAGGCUUCCGCAGGGCUGCUUUAGACCUGCACGUUCGUUUCCGUUAGCGUUAGCGUCUGGUCCUGCGGCCGCGGGAAGCGAAGCCGCGUUGAGCGGUUCCGCUGCUCGUGCGGUCCAGGGCUGCCAGUCUGGGCCCUGGGGAGCAGCUGUGGAGUCCAGCAGAUCUCACUGCCUCCUGAGGUAACCUGGCAACAGAAACAACA
Anguilla anguilla (European eel) is the source of this 4395-nucleotide messenger RNA. It is a transcript of the gene snx27a, whose product is annotated as sorting nexin 27a. The record is from RefSeq and is a predicted model, not a curated record. The transcript has 13 exons. Gene Ontology annotation, biological process: intracellular protein transport; signal transduction. The coding region runs from base 155 to 1861 and encodes 568 amino acids. Lineage: Eukaryota; Metazoa; Chordata; Actinopteri; Anguilliformes; Anguillidae. Gene Ontology annotation, molecular function: phosphatidylinositol-3-phosphate binding; protein binding. Gene Ontology annotation, cellular component: early endosome.